AGGAAGUAUAGGGAAGAGGUUACUCCCCAGCAUUCUCAGGUAUCCAAAGCAUACCUAAGAAGCUGGCAGUCCGUUGCUUAUUCUAUUGCCGCCAUACAGUCUAAGCACUUUGGUAGCCAGAACCCAAGUUGUAAGAUUACGAUCGUCCACCCAACCAUGGAAGAAUUUGAAGAUUUCCGCAAAUAUAUUGUUUUCAUGGAGUCGCAAGGUGCACACCGAGCUGGCCUAGCCAAGGUAAUUCCACCUAAAGGAUGGAAAGCCAGACAGACGUACAGUGAUAUCGAUGACAUCUUAAUAGUCGCUCCCCUCCAGCAGGUGACCACUGGGCAGGCAGGUGUGUUUACUCAGCACUGCAAAAAGAAGAAAGCCAUGACCGUGAGCGAGUAUCACCUCUUAACAAACAGUGAAAGACACCAGACUCCAUUCUACUCUGAUUUUGAGGAUCUGGAGCGAAAAUAUUGGAAACCACGCCCCUAUGAUUCACCAGUAUAUGGUGUGGACGUCAGUGGCUCCUUAUUCGAUAAAAACCCGAAGCACUGGAAACUUGGACACCUGGGAACCAUUCAGGACCAGCUGGAACAGGAGUGCGGAGUGGUCAUCGAAGGCGUCAACACCCCCUACCUUUACUUCGGCAUGUGGAAGACCGCAUUCGCCUGGCACACAGAGGACAUGGACCUUUACAGCAUCAGCUACCUGCACGUCGGGGAGCCCAAGACUUGGUACGCGGUGCCCCCGGAGCACGGCCGGCGCCUGGAAUGCCUGGCCAGGGAGGUUUUCCCAGGCAGCUCGCAGGGCUGUGAGGCCUUCCUGCGGCACAAGGUGGCUCUCUUCUCUCCCAAGGUCCUCAAGGACAACGGCAUCCCCUUCGGUCGGGUCACUCAGGAGGCUGGAGAGUUCAUGGUGACAUUUCCCUAUGGUUACCACUCUGGCUUCAACUGCGUGGAAGCCAUCAAUUUUGCCACCCAGCGCUGGAUCGAUUAUGGCAAAGUGGCCUGGGAAUAGGGCUCUGACCUUUGGAAAGAUCUUCAUCAGAAUAAGGGAGAUUUCAGGUGGGACUUUAACAGAGCCAGCAGAUCACUGACAUUCACUAAGUUGACAACAGCCAUUCCAGCUAUGUAUGAGCAACAGCAAAUCACUGCAGUCAAUAUUUUGGAAUUGUGCUGAGGCCC
Delphinapterus leucas (beluga whale) is the source of this 1169-nucleotide messenger RNA. NCBI's taxonomy places the organism in Eukaryota, Metazoa, Chordata, Mammalia, Artiodactyla, Monodontidae. The record is from RefSeq and is a predicted model, not a curated record.